Ostertagia ostertagi is the source of this 663-nucleotide messenger RNA. NCBI's taxonomy places the organism in Eukaryota, Metazoa, Nematoda, Chromadorea, Rhabditida, Trichostrongylidae. The record is from the annotation of a GenBank genome assembly.
AUGCCUUUGUCAGCUGAGACGAUCGCCGAUGCGUCGAGUCGACGGCGGCAGUCGGCAACACUUGGAGAGACGUCGAAAAGAGCAGAAAUUCCCGAGCGUCACAACACAACGAAUCCCGUUCGAGCACGGGCUGCGUUGCGGAUGAGGAUGCCUUUUCAGGAGGAAUUCGCCCAAAAUGAGGUGACUGACGAGGAGAACACGUGCGCACGAUUGGACGGCGAUGAGGUGUGCGACCGGACUUGCAAAAAGAACGACAACAACAGCUCCGGACGAUGUCAAGCAGACGGAGAUCAGAUCACAUGCAAAUGCUCGCCCUGUGAAACGUCCAUGUGUGACUUUGAGAAGGAUCACGAAUGCGGCUGGGUCGACAUGCAUUCACUCGACAAGAACUACGGCAAUUUCAGCAUAGCGUCGAAACAAAACCAAAAAAACCGCUACGGGUUAUCACGACUAGCCGGUCGCAGUUACUCGGGUCUUUUCCGACGAGGUUCAUUCAGAGGUCCAAUAGCCUUGUCUGUUGAUGUCUACCCUACCGAAGGCAUCGACGUACGAAUCUGCGUCGAAAACCUACAACGAUGCCAAACACAAAAAGUCACAGCGAAAGCUUGGAAUCGUGUGAAGGCCAGGAUAAGGGUUAAAGAAGCCAAAAGGGUGAGGUUUUGA